AACGCGAGGUGGGAGGGGUGAGUGGAAGGCAGGUAGAAGAAUGGCAAUUGCUGACGAGAGUGGGUCGGCAGCGCGGGCGGCCCCGAUGUGGCACAAAGACCUGCGACAACCCCUUCCCGGAGGUCCGGCGAGGUGCGCUGCGUGUAGGACAGCCUGCGCUUUGGUAUAUAAGGUGGGAUAAGGUGACUGAAAGGCCAUCCGCUCCCCUUCUCCCCCACCUUCCUCCCCAUCCAUCGCCUCUUACCCUUUCCGCCUUGUCUAUCGUCUUUUAUCUUUCCUAUCCCGUGUCGAUCUGAAUCAUGUCCGACGAAUACGCCAACAUCACCCUCUCCGACCUGACGCCCGAGCAAAUCAAUGAGCUCUCCUCGUACGGCUACGUCCCCACCAAGUGGAUAUGUAUUCUCUAUCUCGUCCUCUUCGGUCUCACCACUGCCGCCCACUUCUUCCAAACAAUUUGGUAUCGCCAAUGGUGGCUUUUCGCGACCGUCGUGCUCUGUGGUGGCCUCGAGUGCCUCGGCUGGGCAGGCAGGUUUUGGAGUAAUCAGAACAUCCUUGCGGACGAUCCUUAUAUGAUUCAAAUCGUCACGACUAUCAUCGCGCCUACACCUCUGCUGGCUGCCAACUUCGUCAUGAUGGGACGCCUCGUUCGUCGUUUGGGUCCUUCGUACAGCCGGUUGAGUCCGCGGUGGUAUACUAUUAUUUUCUGCUCUUCCGACGUCAUUUCACUUGUCGUGCAAGGUGCUGGCGGUGGCAUGGCCGCGUCCGCCGACGACCAUGAGGGUGCUGACAAUGGUGGCCGCAUCAUGCUCGGCGGUAUCUCCUUCCAGCUUGCUGUCAUCAUCUUCUUCACGGUCUUCGCCUUCGAGUUCCUCUGGCGCUACUUCAACGACCGCCCACAUGCGAAGCGCAUCACCCCCGCCGAGUCAGCGUCGACCCUCACCCCGCCGCGCGGCGCCCUCACGACCCCGCUUAAGCUCACCAUUGUCUGCCUGGGCAUCACGACCGUACUCCUCGUCAUCCGCGCCGUCUACCGCCUCAUCGAGCUCUCCGACGGGUGGAACGGCACGAUCAUCACUACGGAGAUCUGGUUCAACAUCUUCGACGCCGCCAUGGUCGUCAUCGUCAUGUUCACCCUCAACGUCCUCCACCCGGGCUGGCUCCUGCGCGACCCGGCACCUAUGAUCCAGGACAAGCCGUACGAGUACAGCACGGUCACCGUGAACGUCGCUUGAGCUGUUUUCUUAUCUAUGCACUUACCAUUUUAUCUGUUGUCGGGUUCCCAUUGUCAUCCCAUCCUCAUCGUCUACCUAUCCUCGGACUUUCACGUUGCCACGAAUUAGCACUCACUUAUAGAGUAGACGAUUCACAAGACGGACUUGUACUUAACUUAUCUACCUACGUAGUGCGAUGGCUGGUUAUGUCUCCUGCAAUGCAAUCUAGGGGAUUGCGGAUCACCG
Schizophyllum commune H4-8 is the source of this 1457-nucleotide messenger RNA. Its product is annotated as RTA1-domain-containing protein. Gene Ontology annotation, cellular component: plasma membrane; fungal-type vacuole. NCBI's taxonomy places the organism in Eukaryota, Fungi, Basidiomycota, Agaricomycetes, Agaricales, Schizophyllaceae. The transcript has 6 exons. The record is from RefSeq and is a predicted model, not a curated record. Bases 300 to 1232 code for a protein of 310 amino acids.